This is a messenger RNA of Dissoconium aciculare CBS 342.82, 252 nucleotides long. RefSeq lists its product as uncharacterized. Bases 1 to 252 code for a protein of 83 amino acids. NCBI's taxonomy places the organism in Eukaryota, Fungi, Ascomycota, Dothideomycetes, Mycosphaerellales, Dissoconiaceae. The record is from RefSeq and is a predicted model, not a curated record. The transcript has 2 exons.
AUGUCCUGGCUUCUCUGCUUUCAAAUCCACUUACCAUCAGCCAUGUCUGCACCCAACGCUGGUCGUCAAUCGCCUGAGCCUGAGAAGUCAUCAACCGCUCAGGUCGGAAAUCCCUCAAAGGACGAUGCCAAGCACGAGUCCAACCCAAGCGAGAACACGUCCGCACAAGACAGCAAGGAUCAAUUGAAGGGUCUGCCCAGCAACCCCACCGGCGCCCUGAAGGAGCAUUCAGAGGCCACGACCAGCAAAUAG